AUGUAUUAUAUUUUAUUAGAACCUUUUUCGUUCAAUGUUUUAUUAAAAAGGCAAUAUCGUAUAAAUAACGUGUUCGAUUUAAGCCCGGCAAACAAGGAAAUCGAGAAAGGUUUCAUCGAAAACUAUGAUAGACCGCAUAUCGAAAUCCCUUCGCUGACACGGAACAUAGCUAAAUGUUAUGUUUGGGAUGAAACAGAAGCCAACCGUGGAGUUAAUGAAAUUGGAAGCUGCGUUUUGUUGUAUCUGCAAAGUUUAGAAGAACAAGCCAGCAAAACUUCUAACAAAGUAUUGGAUGUCAUAUUUUAUUCAGACAAUUGCUGCGGUCAGCAGAAAAACCGUUUUAUGAUGUCCAUGUACCUAUUUGCUGUACAAAAAUAUCCGCACAUAAACUCGAUUACUCAUAAGUUCCUUGUGAAAGGCCAUAGUCAGAACGGAGGUGAUAGUGUACACGCGACAAUUGAGCGAGAAAUCACAAAAUCACUGAGGUCGGGACCCAUCUAUGUUCCGCAACAAUACGUUACAAUCAUUCGUGCGGCCAAGAAACGAGGCACGCCGUAUGAGGUACGUGAACUAAAUCAUGAAUCCUUUUCAGAUUUGAAAGAUUUAGCUGCAAGAUUCUACGCCACUGAAGAGACACACGGCAAGGAAACCGAGCUUGCAAACUGGAAACAUAUAAAAUACGUGAGAUGUGGCCACUGGGCUGAUAAUUUGGGCAUAGAAAAGUCAUCUAAUAAAAUUAAUCAGUGUCCUUCAAAUUCCGCUGACUCAGGUCAUUAUACGGAUAAAAAUAUGACAGAUGACACAAGACGAAUUAUUAUUAGUUCACCAUCUUGUCGACCGAAAGGACCAUCUUGUCGACCGAAAGGACCAUCUCCGAAAGAUCAAACGCAGGAAAAUAGAAGUUCCAUCCGUAUUAAUGAUCCAUUAGAAUUCAUUUGUAUUGAAGCCGACAAGUUCAUUAACGGUAUAGAAGAUGGAGCCACAUUUACCAGAGAUGAUAAUUUCAACAUGUUUGUUCCACCUUAA
Ceutorhynchus assimilis (cabbage seed weevil) is the source of this 1026-nucleotide messenger RNA. The record is from the annotation of a GenBank genome assembly. NCBI's taxonomy places the organism in Eukaryota, Metazoa, Arthropoda, Insecta, Coleoptera, Curculionidae.